Molecule: messenger RNA, 591 nt
Organism: Penicillium odoratum
Lineage: Eukaryota; Fungi; Ascomycota; Eurotiomycetes; Eurotiales; Aspergillaceae
Product: PRKRIP1 family protein
Exons: 1
Coding region: 1-591 (196 amino acids)
Biological process (GO): negative regulation of protein kinase activity
Cellular component (GO): nucleolus
Molecular function (GO): protein kinase binding; protein kinase inhibitor activity; double-stranded RNA binding
Source: RefSeq, a predicted model, not a curated record
AUGUCUGAGCCUGGCCCCGAGUCACUCCCAACUAGCGCCGAUCCACGCAGCAAACGGCCCACCAAGCGUCGCGCCAUUACACCACACUCGGAACAAGCAACGGAAAUCAAGACACUCUUCAAAGACCCAUCAAAGGAGAUUCGGCUUCCGGGAACAGACAAGCGCGUCGGCUCCUUACUCUCCGCACCACCAGAGAUCGUCGCCAAUGUCCAGGGUUCCUCGGCCGGAGCAGGCUCGGGCGAGUUCCACGUCUACAAAGCAAGUCGGCGGCGAGAGAAUGAGCGCGUGCGCCAGAUGGAGGCGGAGGUGACAAAGGAGAAAGAGGACGAGCAGUGGAAGAGGGAACGAGAAGAGGCGAGGAAAAAGGAUGAGCAGAAGACAGACAAGAAUCGGCGGAGGAGAGAGAAGAAGAAGGCUAUGAGGGGGAAGCCGAAGAAUCCUGCUAGUGCCAUGCAUAUUGAUGGUCCUUCGCCUGGUAUGGCGAAGGGAGGGACGGCUCCUGGUGAGCCAGUAGCUACUGGUGCCCGGACUGCGGAUUCGGAGGCACAGUAUGUCGAGGAGGUUCCUGGUGUGAUUAUUCACGACGAAUGA